UUUAUGUCUUCUGAGUUGGAUAUACGGAAUGUCCUAGAGGAUAUUGAUACUCUUUAUUCUUCCCAUGAUUCUAGCAAAAUUGCUUCCGUGCAAGAUAGACUACAAACAUACCAGCGAAGUGAUGAGGGAUACUUACUCGGAACCGAACUAUUAAAGAAUGGAAGCAGGAAUGUCAAAUAUUUUGGGGCUUUAACUUUAACUGUUUAUUUUAACAACCAUGAUUUACCUGAUGUAGACCUGCCCUUUAAUGCAGUAAUCUACAACGUACUAACUCUUGUCCAUGAAGGAUACGACGAGAAUUUGUUCAUUAUAAGGAAGCUAUUAAGCAAUUUGUCAUUACUUUAUAUCAAAAAUUUUGCAACAUUUACUCAAGAUCCUCUUUAUAAGUUACUUGCGAUGAUGCUAGGGAGAGAACAACCCGUCAAUGAUUUGAUUCGUGGAUUGCAAAGCAAGAAUGAAGUAGAGUUAGUUUUGUUGUUCUUGUCUAUACUUGUUGAAGAUAUCAUCAAACAAUCUACCAAUUUGCCAGAAUUACAUAAUACAAUUCAUUCCACAUUAUUUGAGCAUUAUAAGUUAAUAUACCAGUAUUUAUCAACCAUCGAAUCCUUGCCUUAUUCAACAAAAUUAUUGUCAUUGGAUUGUAUAACUUCAUUGGUGGUAUACAUAGCUACUGCUGAAGGUAAUUCAACCCAACGAUACUCCCACGAAGAUAUGGAUAUUUUCUUAUUAUAUGUUCUCAAAUAUCUCCAAGAUGAGUUGAAUAUAGAAAAUAUGGAAAUUUAUAACAAGUCAUUUACUGUAUUGGCGGAAUUUCUUGAAAAUAUCCCCCGGCUAGUCAAUACAUUUAAACAGCAUAUCUCGGAAUUAUUAUUCAAUGAAACUAAGUUUGGAAUGAAGUUUGUUGAUCUCAUUUUUACCAAUAAUGAAUUUGCAGAAUUGUACAGUCUGGAAAUUGAAAACUUUGUUAAUUUAGUCAUUGCUUAUCUUUCAAUUAAUCUUGUCUAUAUUUCCCGAAACAUAUUGAAUGAUUCAAUUUCUAAUAUUCUCAAAGUUGUCAUUAAACUUAGUGAUUUUCCUGGUGUUCCAAUUGAGGAUGAAAAAGUAAGCGAGCAAUUAAUUCCCUUUUGGCAGGAUCUUGCCGACACUUUUAUCGACGAUGCAGAUGCUAUUAGUGAUAUCAUAUUCGAUAAGGACACCCUUGAUCGAUUUAAUAAUCAAAAGAUUGCCAUAUUUCUGGAAAUAAGUCAGAUCUAUUUUAAAAAGGCACAAAUCACAAGUGCAUCGCCUGCAAAAGAAUUCUUCCAAUAUAGAACCCAAAUUGCAGAAUUGUUCAUAUUGUUUUAUUCCUUAAUCAACACCCCUAUUUAUUCAACCUUGUGUGAUAUAGUACAAUCUAAUUUACUAAUUAUCAAAACCAAUCCUGAAGCAAUGAAUGAUUUAGAAACUGGAUUAUAUCUUAUCUUUAAAAUAACUGAUGAUUUAAGGUUUUACGAUGAUGAAUUUGCCAUGAAUACGCUAGUACCACUAAUUAAUGGAUUCUUUAGUCAAGGCUUAAUUGAAUCUAUUGAAUCUAUACCAAAUUAUCACAACCAUCAAAUCAGCGUGACAUUGCUCAAUUUGCUAUCCUGUCUUCACUUUUUUUUCAAGAGUGACACAGGAAGUACAUAUCUCCCAUCAACAUUCAACUUUUUGUUUCUGAUGAUAUUGUCAGAAAAUACUAAUCCAAAACUAUCAUUAAUCUCAUCACGUACUAUACUUAAAAUAUGUCAAGAUUCAAAGGAUAAGUUGGUUUCAUUUUUACCUAAUCUAGAAUUAAUUCUUAUUGAAAUGUUAAAGAAUCCAAGAUUUGAUAAUUUAAUUAGAGAAAGAUUAACCAAUUCAUACAUAUCAAUUGCUCAGCUGAUUAAAGAUCCAAUUGAUAUUGGGAACAAGAUCUACCAAAUAUUAUUACAAAUUACUGAGCAAUAUAACGUUGUGGUCAAUACCCCAAAUAGUUUACUAACUGAUAUUGAAAUUGAUCAAUAUGAUAAAUACCUUGAGGAAUACACCACAUCUCUCUUGAGUUGUGUAUAUGAAAUUGGUAAGGCUAUGGUAAUUCCUGAAGAAUUGGAGGAUUACUUGACUCCAGAACAAAUUGGUCAGUAUAAUGCAUACUGGAAUGAAGAUCCAUUAUCUAUCAAAUCAAUGAUCUUAACCACUCUUAACCAAUUUUCUUUACAAUUUGAUCCAUUGGUGCAAAAGACAAUCAUUACCGAAAAGUGUUGCAAUAUUCUCAAAUGUGGAUUAAGUGAACCUAUCAAUGGACCGUUCAAGUUUAAUUACAGUGUGAUAUUUGAGUACCUCAUUGCCAAGAUCAAAAAAUGCAAUUUACAAUCAAUUCCAUAUAUUUAUAAACUUGUUGAAACUGUGGUGGUGACAAACAAGAAGGAGUUGACUUCUGCUGAUAUCGAGACCAUUUUAAUACCUACAUUCAGUGAUAUGUAUCAAGUAUUAGAAUCAGACGUUGAUUUAAUCAAGUCAUCAAUUGAGAUGUUCUCUACCAUACUUGAAACUACACCGGGACUUAUACUCACCAGUCAACUUUUCCAAGACAAGGUAUUGAAUUAUGCAUUGAUUGGAUUAAAGAACUAUCAUGAAACAUUUAUUAUUAAAGCCGUGGUUAAAUUUUGGACAAAUUUUGUGACCCUUAAGCGGGGUAGUCAACAGGAUCAACAAAUCAAAAAUUAUUUGUUUAUAGAGUUGCAAAUUGACGGAAUUCCAUUGGGUUACCAAUUAGUUUCACUGUUGAUGGUUGGGUUUAUUAAUGCUCCUAGAUCAGCUUUAGAAUAUUAUUAUCCUUUAUUCCGGAACUUAAUUGGGAAAUUUCCUAUGGAAUUGAAAAAUUGGGUAUUGUAUUUUCUUGAAAAUAAUAGUAAUAACGGGAAAGUGGAAUUAACCAAUACUGAAAUCCAACAAUUUGUUAGCAGAUUGAUGGUCACUAGAGGUCAAAGAGUAGCUAAUGAUUUACUCCGGGAUUACUGGUUAAAAGUUAAUAAAUUGAUUGACUAUUAAAACAAAUAGAUAAAACGAAAGCAAAAUACACACAAAUACACACGUAAACACAACUAGUUCAACAAAUUAUCCAACUGCUUACACAAGUAUUCAGCUUCAGUGCUAUAAUCGAUGAAAUCGAUACCUACAGCUUGGUAUCUAACUCUUAAUUGAUCAUUAUAAGUAUCUUGUCUUGCUCUAAGUCUGAACUGAUAUUCUUUGAAACUGAUAUCUUCAAUUCUACGAGUAAAUUCAUCUUGAUCUUCUUCUUUAAUUUUAGUUAAUUCACCAGCAUCAAUUCCAAAUAAUUUUCUAGCCUCAUUAUCAAACAAGGUAACCCAAAUUUGACCAGUUUCGUCCAAGAUGGAACAGUUAUAAAUAUAACGGUAAGUAGGCUCAGGAUAAUUGAUAUCACAACGUUCGCAUCUCCAAGUACCGUCGGUUGGUUGUUCCACUAAUUUUCUAUUACAAGGUUGACUAGGUCUUGCUUGUUGAGAACCAGCAUUGGAAGCAACAACGUUUGGACAAGCAGGAUAAGCAAAAGUGUCUGGCUUGGUAUAUGAAAUGGUUGCCUUGACAGUGAAGUAAUCUGGCUUUUCACCUUUACCCAAGUUUUCAUCUUGAGCUUGAGCAAUCAGCUUUCUGUUUUCAAUUUGGUUGGAAGAAGCACCCAGUGAUUCAACCUUUAAACUCUUAAAACUUUCAUUGAUACCUUGAUUGUCGUACCAUCCUUUUAAUUGGUAUGCUUCUGGGGAUUCUGGGUUAGGGAUAACCGAGCCUUGUUGGGUCAAAGUCAAGGAUCUUCCAUUAUAAUCUUGGACCUUACAUCCUUUGAAAGCAAUAAUUGAUCCUUGUUCGAUGUUAAACUCAACGGCAGUGUUGUUCCAUAAUCCCAUUUCAAUAGCAAACCCAGUUUCAUCGACAAUGGUGAUAUUUCUUCUGUCGAAUUCUUUACCAGUGGAUUUGGCAGUAAUUUUAAAUGGCUCAUUGACUAUUUUCAAAGCACCAAUAACAUCAACAAUGGCAUUUGACUCAAGAUCUUGGAUCUUGUUCAAUUUUACGAAAUUAAAGUGAAGUUUAGGAACAUUGGUAUUGUCAAAACAUUCUGUGAUUUCGGUAUCUUUUUCCAUGGUGAUUUCAUAAGGAUGAGUUAAAUGGUUGAACUUUUUCUUGGCAGCUGCAACUCUGGCCUUGGAGAUGUAGUAAACCUUACCUUCUUCUAACAAGUUGUAAGCUCUUUCGGCAGUUUCAUUAAAUGCAGUAGCUUUAAUUUCAUCAGACUCAUCUAGGAAGUUAACACUGAAUAAUUGACCGGUACCUUUAGCAUUGGACCACGUUCUAAGAUCACCCUUAUAAGAAACACGAGCCUUGAUGGUCCAAUUGUUUUGAUAUGGGGAUAUGGUUUCAAUUGGUGUAAUUCUAAUAGGGGCACCACUGGCACUUACUGGUGGGGCCGGUUUAGGUGCAGGAGGGGCCGGAGUAGAAGUGGUAGUUUGUGGAGUGAAUGGCGAUUCAGAACGCGUCUUGGCGACAUCAGCAUUAGGGUAGGUCUCACCCUUGGCCUUUUGGAGAGCCAAAAAGUCUUCUUCUGGGUGUUCCUUGUAAUAAGCUUCGAUUUGCUUGGCUUGAUUUUCAGUUUUUUCACCUUGACCCAAGAUUUCAACAUUUUUCAAAAUAAUAAUAUGUCUUUGGGUAAUUACGGUGGAGAAAUCAUUGACUUGAAUAUAUUGAUAUCUGGCAAAUCCGUUGUUCUUCAAAUAAGUUCCACAUGAUUCUUCAACCAAACCUUGACCACUAAACACUCCAUCAAAUAACAAAACACGGAAUGACCUGGAUCCGCCUUCAACGUGUUUGAUAUUGGUCACUUGAAGAAUAAGUGGAGUCUUGACCGUAUCCUUUGCAGUGGUGGAAAAAAUAUCCUUUAACGCAUUAGUAGUAAGUGGAGGCAAUGUCAUAUUGUCUGAGGAUUCCUUAGUGUAGUUUGCAACAGAGUGAGACAAGUAUGGAUGAAGC
This is a messenger RNA of Spathaspora passalidarum NRRL Y-27907, 5043 nucleotides long. It is a transcript of the gene PDR6, whose product is annotated as Pdr6p. The record is from RefSeq and is a predicted model, not a curated record. Bases 4 to 3051 code for a protein of 1015 amino acids. Lineage: Eukaryota; Fungi; Ascomycota; Pichiomycetes; Serinales; Debaryomycetaceae. Gene Ontology annotation, cellular component: nuclear membrane; cytoplasm. The transcript has 2 exons. Gene Ontology annotation, biological process: protein import into nucleus.